AACACAUUUCAGCAAGCGAGGUGGACCUGGUGAUAAACGGCUUUGAAUUUUCUCGGUUCACUUUUUCAGUCACUCACGUCUAAACGAAAAUAAGGUAGCAGGAGAAGUUUGACUAGCGGUCGUUUUGAGUCUUGCAGACGAACGCAGCACAGCAAGCAGCAAUUUUACACAGAGCCGAGCCGAGCCGAGCCGAGCGGACACGGGUUUGUCUGGCAGCAUGUGAAAAUCUCGCCGGGGAAAUUUUGGCGACGAAAUAUAUAGUAUAUUUAUUGGUAAUAACCAAUACAAAACGGCCUUUUCAUCUCCGCAUCACGAAGCAAGCCAAACAAAAAAAAAGAGUUUUGUUUUGCGUGACAACUUCUGUGUUUUGCAAACAUGUAAAUGUUGCAUUUUCAGUUUCGAGUGAAACUGUAGGAAGUUGAAACCUGUACGGACUCGCUCACAGUUGUGACAUGGUAACUGUUGAAAAAGAAAAGUCGGUUUGCAAUGACAACAUCCAGAAAGACGAACGCAAAAGCAGAAAGGAUUUGUUUAAAUUAAUUCAAAGAUUGCAUCAAUCGGUGGACUUUGGAAACGUCGGAGUUUUGUCAUUCCACAAGACUGCACUGAGCAAACGUGGAGAUUUUGUGACACAUAUUUCUUCAUUCAGUUUGUUGUGACGUUAAAUUCAGAAGAAAACUGAACUGUGCCGGGCAAGUCUUGAAUUUUCUUCUGUUUUGAGAUUAUUAUAGUUUUGUUUCUUGUCAGUAUGUGUGCAAGAAAACCUUAGAGAUCGCUCUCUAUUUAUGAUGUGAAACCGGUGGGCUUUUAUAUAUUUAUUUAAUUUUGGCAAGAAGAACGGAAUAACUUUUUUUAAAUACUUUGUUUCUCUUGAAAAAAAAAAACAACAACACUUAUUUAUUUUUUUAAAAAUGGGUUCACUGAGGGCCCUUCAAGAAUGGUGUCGCAUCCAAUGUGAAAACUACCCCGAUGUGGAGAUUAAAAACAUGACCUCCUCGUUUCGGGACGGGAUGGCCUUCUGCGCGAUCAUUCACAAGCACAGACCCGACUUGAUAGACUUCGAUUCCCUUUCUAAAGACAAUGUAUAUGAAAACAACAGACUGGCGUUUGAGGUGGCGGAGUCGGAGCUCGGAAUCCCAGCUCUGCUGGACCCCGAUGACAUGGUUGCCAUGAAGGUGCCUGACCGUCUGAGCAUCAUAACCUACGUCUCUCAAUACUACAACUGCUUCAGCAGCAAGGGGCAAGCGUCGGCUCCCCCCUCUAUGAAGAGGCCGAGUGGUAUGGCCCACAGCGAGCCUGCAGUGAAGAAGCCAGUGACAGCGGUGGAGAGAGUGGUUGAGCCCAAGAGCUCCCCUGUCCCAGGGGGUGUCCUGCCCCAUCGAGGGACCCUGAGCAGCACCUGCACCGCCUGCCAGAAACACGUCCAUUUGGUGCAGAGAUACCUGGCCGAGGGGAGGCUGUACCACCGCAACUGUUUCAGGUGUAAGGAAUGCUCCAGCACUCUCUUACCAGGCUCUUACAGAGCCGGCUCUGAAUCGGGCUCCUUUGUCUGCACGCAUCACUACGGGAAUCCCUCAGCCAAUCAGAACGGCCGGCCAGACCUCAGCCAGCUGGGGGGAGGAGCCACGGCUGAGACCCCGCCCUCUGGGAGGGACCAGGCUCAAGCGUUCUCUGUGCGGAGGCUUUCUGAGCGCUUCUCCGGAGCACGAGGGACCUACACUCCCCACGCACUGAAACAGGAGGAGAGCAGAGCGCUGGCACAGGAAGACACAAGCGUGCCGGAACAGGGACGGGAAAGUGUGCCGGUAGGUGGAGACGCAGCCGUAUCGGGACAGGAAGUGAGAAGUGAGCCACAACAGGAAGACAAAAGUGUGUCAGGAAUGGAAAUCGAGAAUGCGUCUGGACAGGAAGACAAGAGUGUGGCGGAACAGGAAGAGAGAACUGAGCCGCCACAGGAAAACCAAACUGGACCGGAACAGGAAGUCACGACUGUUACAAAAGAGACACACAAAACUGUGCCACGACAGGAAAUGGUUGAACCUCAACAGGAAGUGCCUUCCGUCCCGCCCAACCCCUUCGACGACAGUGAUGAGGAGGAGGAGCCCAGAGCGGGAGUGUCCAACGGGGUCCCUCACUCCAGCCAAUCGGGGGCUGGGGUCGGGUCUACUAGCAGGCCUGUCCCCACCCCUCGCAGGAUUCCAGAACCCGACACCCCCUCCCCGAGGCCACACCCAGUCCCCAAACCGAGGGGACUGACGGCACAGGAAGUGACAUCGAGAGAGAUGAACGGUGACCCAGUACAGUCCAGUAGAACCAGUCUCAGACCCAGCGACCGAUCCCAGUCCCCAGCUAGGAAAGUUCCGCCCUGGAUGGCUCUGGUCCAAUCAGAACCCAGAAAGAAGCCGGCGCCUCCCCCUCCCCCUGGCACAGCCACGCCCCCUCGCUCGUGUUCUAAGCCCGCCCUCAAGGGUGAGGUAUCAGUUCCUGAAACCCCGCCCACUUCCAAGAACCCCUUCGAUGAUGAUGAGGGGGAGGAGGUGGGGCCAGGAUGCAGCAAGACCACGCCCCCCUCGACAGGGGGAGGAGCUCUGAGGCCGGGACACCCCUGGUAUGGGAUCACCCCCGACAGCAGCCCCAAACCCAAGAAACCUCUCGCUCCCAGAGCACCUCCCACUGCAGCUCAGACUCACUCCUCCCCCUCCUCCACCAGCCCCUCCCCAGCCGUCAGUGUGGAGAGCAUGUCCUCCGACACUUCCUCCAAGUCUCCACCAGAGGGCAGCGCCUGCCCAGAGUCUCCCGUCACCAAGAGUGUCUCCGAGCCCUCCAUCAGCAGCCCCGCCCACUCCAACGCCGCCUCAGCUAAUCAGAUGCCUCUCCCCUCCUCUCGACCCGUCCCUGCCGGCCCUCCAGCCAAUACCAGCUCGGCUCCCGCCACCCCACAGCCCAACCGCAGUGUCAGUCUGAGGAAGUCCCGCCCCCCUCCUCCCCCCAGACCACCCUCCACCUCCAGCCCCAUGGCUGUGCUGUUCCCAGCGGAGUCCAGGACCCCACCCAAGCCCCCUGCUCCUUCUACACAGACCCCCAAGCAGCUGGCUAAGAGCUCCUGUAAGGAGAACCCUUUCAACAGGAAAUCUGCCUCCCCUUCCCCAAUCCCCUCCCCACAACACAAGAGCUCCCGGGGCCCCAAACCAGCGCGACCCCCGGCCCCUGGUCACGGCUUUCCACUCAUCAAGAGAAAGGUGCAGUCUGACCAGUAUAUUCCAGUUGAAGAUAUCCAGGUGGAAAUGGAGAGCAUUGAGGUGCAGCUGGAUGAAUUGGAACACCGAGGGGUUGAGAUGGAGCAGAGACUGAGACAGUGUGAGGACGAUGAUGCGGAGGAGGGCAUGCUUGUUGAUUGGUUCAAGCUGAUCCAUGAGAAGCACCUGCUGGUGAGGCGGGAGUCGGAGCUCAUGUACACGAGGAAACAGCAGAAUCUAGAGGAGAGACAAGCUGACGUGGAAUAUGAACUGAGGUGCCUGCUCAACAAACCAGAGAAAGACUGGACAGACGAUGACCGAAUGAGGGAGCAGGAGCUGAUGCAGGAGUUGACGACUAUCGUUGAGCAGCGGAAUGCUAUUGUCAACUGCCUGGACGAGGACCGGCAGAGGGAAGAGGAGGAGGAUAAGAUGCUGGAAACCAUGAUCAAAAACAAAGAUUUCCACAAGGAGGGGGACAGCGAGCCCAAGAAGAAAGGCAAGUUCAAGCCCAUGAAGGUGUUCAAACUGCUGGGGAGCGGAGGCAAGGCUGAGGGGAAGAGCCGGUCUCCCAAAGACAAGGUCAAGAGCUCUCCGCCGCAGUAGAGAGAGGGAGAGGGGGUCUGAACACAUCCACAACAGGGGGGGCCCUUACUGUUUGGGGGAGGCCCCAAGUAUCAGGCUAAUGGGCUGGUUGGACCCAAGGAUGGAUACCCCCAUUGCAUAGCAGUGUGAUCCAUUCCUGGUUUCUAUGAGUUUAAUAAUAAGACACACCUGGGUUUGUUACCACACUGGGGCUAAUCAAGCUUAUAGCAGUAAAACCUGCAAAGGGGGACACCGCUAUGCAAUAGGAGUCUUAUUUCCAUCCCUAAUCUAUCUGUCUAAAUACCAGUUAUCAGCAAUAUACUGUAGCUCUCGUCACUGUAAAAUCAGCUACAAACCUCCUUCAACCAAAGUAUCUACAGGGAUGGGAAUCAGAUUCCCGCUGCACAGCAGUGUGAUCCUGGUUUCACUAGGUGUUUAAUAAUAAGACACACCUGAGCUUGUUAGCUAGACACACUGGGGGCUGAUCAAGCUGAUAGCUGUAAAACCUGGAAUGGCUGACACUGCUCUCAAUAUCUGACCCCAGUAUUCAGGGUUCCCAAUAUUUAGGUGCUCUUCAAUACCGCCACCACUGAACUGUACAUGACCCUAUACUGUACCCAAUGGGAGAUAUGCAAAUUAGAAAACUAGAAUAUAUAUUUUUUUGUUACCAUGGUUAUAAUGUCGCUCCCUGUUAGAUACAGCUAAUGCAUCUCACCCACUAUUGCACUUUUCUUUCUUCACUAAUUUGCUUGACAAGAAGCACACUGUAUUAUACGGCAAUACAAACCCACAGCUGUCUUUAACUAAUGUAUUCUACCACUUCAGGUACACUUUGUGUGGCAUUUUUCUGUUUCCUAUGGUCUCACUGGAGCUCCCAUGUGUGAUCUAAAUGCUGGUGUGACCCUCCCUGUCCUCCACCUACACUCUGCCCCCUACUGGAUGUAAAAAGUACUGCAUGUUACAGCUACGGCCAGGAGUUUUGCAUCCCGUAGAAGUUUAGGAUUGAGGCAUCAUUUUGAAAAAAAAGAAAAGUCUGCCGGAAGUCAUUAUAGUAUUAUUUCAUGUUAGAUUUUGAAAUGUCACGUGUUUCCACAGUUUUUUUAAGUAUAUGUAAUUCAAUAUUUUAGCUUAGCAUUAUUCAGCAGGUUUCAUUCGACUUUAUGAAGGGAGAUUAGUUAAUUCUAUAGGGUGAUGCAAAACUUCUGGCCACAGCUGUAGAUGCAAAUAAAGAUGGCUGCUGUACCUCUUGCACCCGCUAGGGGGCAGCAGCGUGGUAAUAAUGGCUCCACAGGUGCAGCUGAUGCAGAUUCUGGGAGCUCCAUUGAAACCAAAUCGGAGACAAAUCUGAGAAAAUACGUUGGUUAAGAUUACUGUGAUGUCAGACUCGUACAGAGUUUGUCUUUGGUGGUAACGCCUGUCUUUCUGAUGAAAACCACUUUUUAUUUUUGGUUUAUUUCUUUAAAUACUGACUUUAACUGUAACCCCUGGGACAUCUGAUUCUGUGUGUAUUUUAAUGAUUUUUUUUUUUUUUUUUUGCUUAAAAAAAGAGUUUUGUUAAUGUACAGAUUUUAAAUGCGUUUUGUAGAAAAUAGAGAAAUAGUUUUAUUUAUACUGUCAGUGCAAUUUAUUUUAUUUUGUAUUUAUUUUUAUUUUAAGCAGAUGUUCAAAUAAUUGGCAAUAACAGAAGGUUCAAACAAGGUUAUAUUAUUAAAACAUGGGGAUCGCUUUGCCUUUAACUCCUGUAUUCUCAGACUGAUAUAAUGUGAUCAAAUAUGAAAUUCAAUGUCUCUGUCAAUAUCGUCAUUGAAGGCACUGAGAAACUUCUAGUGGAAACGUAUGCCAUUGAAUUUACACUGAAGACGCAGAGAAAGACUUCUUGUGAAAAUGUUUGCCAUUGCAUUUAUUACGUUUUUAAGAGAGAAAAUACCCCUGCGUUUAAUGUUUUCUUGCAAACCAAGUUAGAUCUCCGAUGUGCUUAAACACAUUCUCACUAAUUAAUUAACCCUUCCCUGUGCUGAGCGAUAGGUUCACAUAACAGAAGGUAGAAACAUACACAGAGACACACAGACAGACUCAAUGCUAGACACAGAGACACACAGACAGACUCAAUGCUAGACACAGAGACACACAGACAGACUCAAUGCUAGACACAGAGACACACAGACAGACUCAAUGCUAGACACAGAGACACACAGACAGACUCAAUGCUAGACACAGAGACACACAGACAGACUCAAUGCUAGACACAGAGACACACAGACAGACUCAAUGCUAGGGUUCUUGUAACCAGAGUAUGUUUAAAAUAUCCACAAUCUAUGCAUGAGUUAAAAAUGCCUUUCUUUAUAAACUUUUUUUUUUCAUUGUUUAAUAACUGUGUUUCUUUGAAGUCAUCUUUUAAGAAUUUAACUGUCAUAUCGAUUAUGUUUGAAAUUGUAACGCACAAAAAAAAAAAUCUUCUGUAGGAACUGGUGUCAGUCGGUGUGGUCGUUGAAUGCUGUGUAUUUAUUUAAACAACUGAAUCAGUGGCCCUCAUAGCUGGACACCUGGCCAAAAUCAGUGUUGUGCCAGAGGCAUCAUGUCCGAUUUGUCAAUGGACAUCAUGUGGAAUAACCUUAAUGUAAUUACUGCAAUCACCUCCAAUUACAAUCUCCAACUUUGAUCAAUCUCUGCUUUCAUUCCAUACGAUUCCCAGCCCUGGUCCUUGGGGGGGGACCCCUGUGUCUUCUGCUUUUCGUUUUAACUGAGCUCUCAAUUACUUAACUGAAACCCUUAAUUGAACUGCUAAUUAGCUUAAUUAGACCUUUUCUGGUGGAUUUCAAGUGAACUAUAACAUAUUAGAAGUAACUUGAAAUCUGCAACUUUUUUAGAAGCUGAAAACAAUUGAAAAUGUCUAAGCAAAUUAGUUCAAUUAAGGGUUUAGUGAAGUAAUUGAGAGCUCAGUUGGACUGAAACCAGAUCAAUCUGUUGGAAUGUCCCAUUUUGGAAUAAGAAGUUGUUGUGACUAGCUUCAGUAAUUAGUUUUGCACAUCCAUUCGCUAAAUAAAUAUCAAAUGUGUAAUUCUGAAAACAAUCUUUUAGCAAACAUGUUUUUUCAUUUUAAAUCGUGGUCUCUGGUGCUACAUUAGAUUAAAGAAAUCUGUUUGCACAAGCCCUGCUUUCAGAGCUCACACCUCCUUGGUCAUCUGGAGGGUGAAACUGUACCCCUUUAAGUCUUAAUUCCUGUCAAUAACCAACCAGCAGCUGCUUCUCUUAUUGACUGACACGCAGACGAUACUGAUGACCCAGGAAGUGCAAGCGUAAUAGACUUCCUGGAAGACAACGCAAGCAAACUAAGAACUUUCUUUAGCCCAGCGCAGUACCAGAUAUGUUUUAAAAUGAAAAUGCAUGUUUGCGAUAUCAUAUUAUCUUUUGAACGUGUACAGUGAAUGGAAGUGGAUGACAGGUAAGAUUUCUGAAAGCAUUUUGUAAGAUACAAGCCCUUUCCAGAGAGAACGAUGACCACGUCUUGGACGAUGAGGACCACUGAUCUAAAUCCAGGGUGUGGCUAUGCUGAAUGCGACACUGUAAAAGUGUGUUCCAGUUUAUCAGUCUCUCUCAAACUUUCUGUCUUUUUAACACAUUGGGGGUUUGUUAGUAACAAAAUUAAUUGAAAACAAUUAAAAAGGUAUAGGGUUUGUUUUUUUUUAAAUAAAAAAAAUACUAAAGCA
Acipenser ruthenus (sterlet) is the source of this 7525-nucleotide messenger RNA. Its product is annotated as MICAL-like protein 1. The record is from RefSeq and is a predicted model, not a curated record. The coding region runs from base 912 to 3839 and encodes 975 amino acids. Lineage: Eukaryota; Metazoa; Chordata; Actinopteri; Acipenseriformes; Acipenseridae. The transcript has 16 exons. Gene Ontology annotation, molecular function: protein binding.